This is a messenger RNA of Agrilus planipennis (emerald ash borer), 732 nucleotides long. RefSeq lists its product as uncharacterized. The record is from RefSeq and is a predicted model, not a curated record. The coding region runs from base 1 to 732 and encodes 243 amino acids. NCBI's taxonomy places the organism in Eukaryota, Metazoa, Arthropoda, Insecta, Coleoptera, Buprestidae. The transcript has a single exon.
AUGAUCAACGAUGAAAACAGUGCCGCGUCUGCGUCAAACAAUAACGCAUCAGCAGUGGUAAAGUUACCCGAUUUUUGGCCUAAAAAGAUAGCCUUGUGGUUUACUCAAGUGGAGAUUGUAUUUUCGCUAAAUCGGAUAACCAAAGAUGACACAAAGUACAUGCACAUCGUCAGCCAGCUAAGCCCACAAUACUUGGACGAAAUCGAGGAUAUUCUUAUGCAUCCACCAGCAGAAAAUAAGUGUGAGACCAUCAAGGCGGUGCUCAUUAAACGAUUAUCCGAUUCGGAUGCAGCCAAAGCACAACAACUUCUCAAGAGGGAAGAAAUUGGCGAUAGAACGCCGGGUCAGUUUUGGCGGCAUAUGAAAAAGCUUGCUAAUAGUAAACUGCAAGACGAUUUACUGAUUGAGCUAUGGAAGAGCAGACUGCCCAUUCGGACCCAGGAAGUGAUAACUGCCCUGGAUCAAACGGAUGGCGAAGAACUAGCUGAAAUCGCUGACCGAAUCCAUUUCAUGCCACCAACUAAUAGCCGAGUUGCAGCGAUAGAGUCGCUGCAAUCUCCCUCUAUAUGCGACCAAUUUACGAAAAUAAUUGAAGGGAUGGAAGCUAUGCAGUUGGAGGUUAUAAGUGCCAUAACGAAAAAUAGCACGCCGAAUCGCAGUAGAUCCCGAUCCAGAUCCCAGAGGAAUAACCGGGGUCGCAGCAACUGCCGUCGUCAAUUCGCGACCUGUUAG